This is a messenger RNA of Brassica rapa (field mustard), 8014 nucleotides long. RefSeq lists its product as uncharacterized. Lineage: Eukaryota; Viridiplantae; Streptophyta; Magnoliopsida; Brassicales; Brassicaceae. Gene Ontology annotation, biological process: photosystem I assembly; response to photooxidative stress. The record is from RefSeq and is a predicted model, not a curated record. Gene Ontology annotation, cellular component: chloroplast thylakoid membrane.
AAUAGAUUAUUCAAAUGUGAUCAUUACCACAUAUAAUUCUAUUAUAAUAUAAAUUUUUAAUGGUUUAGUUAUGUUUAGUAGGUAUAUAAUUUGUAUUUUAAAAUUUUAAGUACUCAUUUGGUCCUUACUUUGGUUUAUAUUUUUUUUAUGUUCGAUUAUUUAUGAAAUUCAGCUUAAUUUUGAUUUUUUUUCUCAGUUUGGUACGGUACAGUGUACUCGGGUAAAUGUACUCAAACCUAUACAUUAUCUCUUAUAUAAGAAGAAUUUAUUUAAUUUCAAAAAUAAAUCCGCACUUUCUAAGCGCAGAUUAAAAUCUAGUAUAUUAUUAUUUGUUGUCAAUUGUGAAACUAACAUGUGCAGAUUUAUUGCAAGAUUUCGGAGACUUCAUGUGAAUGUAAAACUUCUCUGGAAGUAUUUUUUAGAUAAGUCAAAAUUUUCUGUGGUCAGUUAAAAAAUUAACUUGUUUAUUAGAAAAGAAUUUUAAAAAAAUCUACUCUAUUUUUUUUGUUACAAAAAAGAUUAAUUGCAAAACUAAUCUAUGAAUUAACCAGAAAACUUUUAAAGAAGUCUUCUAUGAAAACACAUAAAAUAGUCAAUUUCAAAACUAAUCUAUGAAUUGACAAGAAGACUUCUUCGCAAACAGAUCUGAAAAAAAUUCAAAUAUCAUUCUUAGAUUCGGUGAGAUUCACGCUUAGCUUCGCGAAACAUAUUGGAAAAAAUUGUAAAACUUUACUUAAUAUAAAGAAAAAAUAAAAAUUAUGCGUAUCGUUUAAUCAUUCGUUUCAUUCAAAUAUAAAAUCGAUGAAAAUAUAAUAAAAAUAUUAAUAACAAUGUAGUAGCAAUUAAUACACAUCAAACAAUUUAUAUAUAUGCUUUUUCAUUUACAUAUAUGAACAAAAAAAAAUCUAAAGAGUAUUAUUUAAAAGGUAUAAUCUAUAAAAAUUUAAAUAGAAAAAUAUAAAACCAUGUUUUGCAUACAUUUUUAUAAUGUAUAUAAAUAAAUUAUAUUAAUUAAUUUAAAAUUAUUAUAAACUAAAAAUAAAUUAUUAACAUAGAUUCGCCUGUAGCGCUAAUAAAUUCAGCAAGAUAAUACUGGACAAUUCACAUAACCCUGAAACAACUAUGAAAGACUGAUUUUGCAAAUAUUGUGUACUGAGGUAUUGAUUUCAAAUAUUAGGAAGGCGGAGAGAGGGAAACAAUUAACAGGGAUUAAAGUAUCCAGAGCAUUUCCAUCGAUUUCACAUUUGUUUUUUAUGGAUUAUAGCUUGUUUUUCUGCAAGGCUCAAAAGGAAGAAUGUCACACUAUUCUCAGGAUUUUAAAGGGGGAUGGGAUCUUAUUUAGGAUUACCGGAAAAUCUUGGGGGAUCCAAGAUUCAAAUUUUCAGCUUUGUGCAGGAUCGUCUAAAUAACAAGGUCAAUGGUUGGAUUUUUAAGUUUUUCACAAAAUGAGGCAAGGAAGUGAUUAUUAAAUCACAAUUGCCGAAUCAUACGAUGUCGUGUUACCGUUUACCUAAGGCAAUUACAAAACAAUUGACGAGUGCGGUAGCACAAUUCUGGUGGAGUCAUGGGGGCAGUUUAAGAGGUAUGCAUUGGAAAUCAUGGGACAAAAUCUGCGUCAGUAAGGAAGACGGGGGUUUAGGUUUUAAGGAUAUAACUGACUUCAAUACCGCAAUGCUUGGUAAGCAGUUAUGGAGGCUGAUAGAAAAGCCAAACACUUUAUUCUCUUGAGUUUUCAAGGGGAGGUAUUUUCGGCAUGCCUCACCUCUUGAACCGAUCCGUUCAUACUCUCUGUCAUAUGGCUGGAGGAGUAUUGUAUCUGCUAGAUCUCUGGUAAGCAAAUGACUAAUCAAACGGGUGGGAACAUGAUCUUCUAUAUCUGUAUGGAACGAUCCUUGGCUCCCAACCACUCGCCCGAGACCAGCCAAUAAAAAUCAACAUAAUUUGUAUCCCGAUCUCACAGUGGAGUCACUUAUUGAUCCCACUUCGCGAAGAUGGAAUUUACAGGCCCUAUGAGAUUUGGUAGACCCUCAGGAUGUGAAAAUUAUAGAAAGUAUACCACUGAGCAGAAAUCAGAUGGUCGAUAGAGAAGGAUGACAUUUCACAAACAAUGGAAAAUUUACGGUCAAAUCAGGAUACCAAGUGGAGCGGAUCUAUCCGGAUAGGGAACGACCACCAUUAUUGAUGGGACCAACAGUUGAUGUUUUGAAGGCAUUUUGUUGGAAAAUUCGGUGUCCACCAAAAAUAAAACAUUUUCUUUGGCAAUUGGUUUCAGGGUGUGUGGCAGUUAAGAAGAAUCUGAAGGCGCGAGGGAUGCAAGGUGAGAUAUGUUGUGCAAGAUGUGGAGCAGAGGAGGAGUCGAUUAAUCAUGUAUUUUUUUGAAUGUCCCCCAGCAGUUCAGGUUUGGGCUCUUUCAAAGAUCCCAACAAAUCCAGCCAUUUUCCCAACGAGUUCUCUUUUUACGAAUAUGGAUCAUCUUUUUUGGCGGGUUGUCCCACAGAUGGAGGAUCAUUAGUUUGCUUGGAUACUAUGGUAUAUUUGGAAAGGAAGAAAUAAUAAGGUUUUUAGUAAUUUGGAUAUGGAUCCUAAGGAUACUCUUAAGUUGGCACAAACGAAAUCUACACUCUGGGCAGAGGCACAACUUUUGAAUGAACAGAAAACGGGAACACAGGUACAAGUUACGUGUCUUCUGUCAAUUCCCGGUCGAUAGUGUUUUACAGAUGGUUCAUGGAAAGAGAGUGAUAUUUUCUCUGGUCAGGGUUGGUUCAGUACUUAAGAAGGAUUUGAGGGACUGUUGGGAGAAAGGAAUGUACGGGCUACUCUAACUCCCUUGCAUACAGAGAUAGAGACGCUACUAUAGGCUAUGGAAUAUAUGAGAAACUUACGACAAUUUCAGGUUACGUUUGCAACGGAUUGUUCUCAAUUGGUGAAGAUGGUUUCAGAACCAGAAGAAUGGCCAGCUUUUGCAAGUUAUUUGGAAGAUAUUAAGAAUCUGAAAGAGAGUUUCAUACGAUUAGAGAUUAUUCAUGUGCUAAGAGCGCAAAAUACGAAGGCGGAUAAACUAGCACGCAGUGUCAGGAUACAACCGUCUUUCGUCGUUCACAUGGAUCAACAUCUUCCAGUUUGGUUUACAGGGUCAAUAUGAAUCUGUAAUGUUGUUGACAAAAAAAAACUGAUUUUGUAAGGUGUACCGAAACAACAAUAAAUCCGUCAUCCCGAGGAUGGGCGGUGGUACAACUGGAAAUUUUCAAAACAAUGAGGAAGUAACUGUUAGACAAUGAUUGCAGAGUUUUCUUUAGACAUAGAGAACGCUUAAUAUUAUUUCAGGGAUGGUUAAAGUAACAUGAAACAUCCAUUCGAUUGAAAUUACGACGCUACUGAUAUUACAGAAAUCAACAAUUCAUUGUUCUCUAAAGCAUUGAUGAGUCAAUUAUUCAUGUGAUGAAGGUCACUUAUAUAUUUUUCUUUUUUUACAAAAUUGUAAAUAUCUUUACUUAAAUAAAGGUUUGUGUGGAUCAUUAAACGCACAUAUUUGUAUGUAUCACACUAGAGAAAAAAACGUAUCUGUAAAUAAAACAUCAGAGGAAAAAAAAAAGAAUUACGGCACAAACUCUUUAGAACAACAACGAUUAAUCAUCUUCAAAUCGACAAAAAUAAAUUGUAUUGAUGAUAAAUAAAGUUUUUCCUCAACGGCAAACGCCAUGUAUAAUUAAUUCAAAAGGAAAAGGUUAACUUUUUAAGCUAAUCACUCCAGAAUUUCAUAGUUUACUUGGAAGAAAAAUAGAGUUUUCCAAGCGAGCUCUUUUUGCAAGGAUGUCCGCUCUUACAUUACGCUUUCUAGCGAUGAUGAAAGAAAUAGAAAAAUCAGUAAAAGAUGAUAAUUGUAGAUCCUAAAAUUCACACUAAGUAUUUGAUAGUGAUCGAGAGUUUAAUUUGUAAAAAAAAAUGUGAUAUAGACAACAAUAUCUUUAGAACACAACGAUGUAAUCAUAUUCCAGUAGGCAAAGAUGGAUUUUAUUGAUGAACAAGGUCGAAUACAAUGAAUGAAAUGAGAUCGAACGUUACAAACGAGAUCGAUAAGAGAAAAGACUUAAAGCUAGGUGAAAACAAGGUUGAUGUGUGUGUGUAACUCUCUCUAGGGUUUUCAACGUGUCUUUCUUUGUCUCCGGUCAAUCUCUUCUUAUAGUGGAGUGACUCCGCGAUCUCCAUAACUGCUCCGUGAUCUCCGGUUCUUCGAAUCGAUCUCUUCUUGCUCGUCGGAGUUGGGCUUCUUCAUUGGUCACGCGAUCCAAGUCACUUAGGCCCAAUUACCUAGUUGACUGAAAUUGGGUCGAAAAAUAAUAUGUGAAUGAAUUCAUUCCAUGCUGAAGCCAUAGCCGAUCAAUCUUCUUCAUCGUUCAUCAGCUUAACAAGCUCAAUGCAGUCCGAUUCAAAGGACAUAGAUGUCAAUUCUAGCUGCAAGGAGCUUCUCAUUGCAAAAAGCAACAGAGUGAACUCUGCAUGCAAAGGAGAGAGAACCUGGUCCAUACCGAUGGAACUAUAUAUGUGUUCUUGCCAGAUCAAAAACAAAACCUCUUCCAGAAACUGUCAAUUUUGUCACCCCAGGAUUAAUCCACUUGGCAUAAUUGGGUUACAUGAAAAAUUGGUGAUAACAAGAAUCAAAAUAUAAUCGUUAAGGACAAAUAACUAAGAGAUGUCGAUUUGUUUAUGGAGAGCUUGAUGUUUAAGUCGGUUUUUGCGUGUAUGAACAUUUGUCUUUUCGUGUCGUCUUCCUCCUUUUAUACUCACCUCUACCGUUUUCAUCUCUGAUAUCUCCUCCCCCCCCACCCCCCCCCCCCACCCCCCCCCACUUGCUCGCUUGAUCCACCUGAUCUGGGAAUUGUUCUCGUCCUUGUUACUGUGAAUAUUGGGAUUGUUCGAGUAUUCGUUGAUUGAUUUCAGUUUGAGGGGGAUUCAUUUUGUCGACUUCCUAUUCUAUAUUCUCCCAGGUCGAAGCCAAAAAUUUUAGGAACGACCUCACACAUUCUUCGUGCCAAUUCAGGAUUUGGACCUAACUGUUUUGUUAUAAGAUUAGUUGAAACAACACUCUGCUUAACAUUUUGGUUAUAAGAUUAGUUGAAACCACAAUCUUCUUAUUUUACUAUGAAAGACCAAAGAGAACAAGAUAAUAGCUUAGACGAGCCAUUCAUACGAGCACUCACCCAAAGAUGACUCCAAGCAGCUUCAAUGGAAGUGACUGCCUCCCAUCCUAGAACACUACAUGAGGAGGACGCCGAGAAGCAGACCCAGUUAACAUGGUUGAAGACGAAAGUGCUAACCCGAUGUGCCGCCAUUGAAAGUACAGAUCAUGAGAUAACUCUGAUCAAGUGCAUACAGUAAUAUACUCCUCAUCCAGCCACACGAUACUAGGGAAGAUGUCAGGGGAUUCGGUGGAGAUGUCGAGAAUAACAAAAAAAGCUUACAACAUGUGCAAUGACUAGAGAAGUGAGAACCAUUGAUCAAGAGAUCUGCCUUCAAGCCAAAACGCAAUGUCAACGGGUUGUCCUCAAAACCUUAAGAAUCAACAUCGAGAGCAAGAAGGAAAGCCCUAAGCGUUCAUCGUACGCCAUGGUUGUUGUUCCCAUUCAUUUUAAGUGACUUAUAACACAUGAAAUAUACUCUAAAUUCAUAGGGGGGAAAGGCCAGAGACUUCGUUCAAAUAGGGGGUGAGUUUCUCUAUGAACUAAGGAAACAAAAGUCUUCAAUGGUGAGCCUCACCUCCAUUGCAUUCCUGUUGUUUUUAGUUAGUAUUGUUUUAUCUAAAAAAUUCUAAUCUAAUUGGAUUUUCCUUGAGUUUUAAGAAAACACAUAUAUGUUUUGUCGUUCUUUAUUCCAAUUAAUCAAAAGAAGUAGUAUAUUUACUUCAAAUGUGGCUUGGAAUUUGAUUAGUAUGCAAGUAGAUGAACUCUUUUCAGCGGCCAACACACUCAAAGGAUCAGGUCAGAAUUACGUGCAAACCAUUUUAUCUGUCUCCAUCAAACAUCCUAAAAUUGAAAGGUCAAAUCGUUUAUUUUAUCUUUAGCUCCUCAUUUUAUUUCAGGAUCCUCGCAUCUACGCACACGUGUAACGUGAUACUGAUAGUAACCGCAUGUCAAAAUCUCAAGUCAGAAAACAGAACCGACAAACAUGUAAGUAACAACUUUCUCCACGCGGCCAUGAACGUGCUUCCCAUUUUCUCUUAUCUUUUCCUACUACAUAUAUAUAUCUAUCAUCUGCCCAUUUUUUACCCGGAAAAUUAACAAACCAAACUUCAAAACAUCCAAUCUAGAUAUGCCUCCUCCAGCAAUGCUAGCGUUUGAUGAUGGUUUAGACAACGAGUGGAAGGGUUUCACGGUUUUCCCAGGAGAAAACCUUAGCCCUAACCCUAAACCUAAUUUCAACUUCUUGGCGAAGAAGGCAAUUAUGGACAGCGAGAAAUCAACCGGUCCUAUGCUCUCCCAUUCUUCGGCAACAGACGACAGCUUCAGAAUCGUGUUGCCGCCGGCGAUGCCUCCACCUAGAGACUCAGCCGUUCCGCUUCCUAUGCUCCCUGAGCCAAUAAGAAUCCAAAAGAAACUUGGCCGCCAAGAAUCAUUCCAUUUCAUGAGGAAAUCUCGCUACUCGGAGAAAAUCCUCUACAAGGAAGAAGAUUUCAAAUGCAACGUCUUCUGCUUGGCUCUACCUGGAUUCGGUAAACACAAGCCGGUUAGAUCUUCUUCCAAACGCCAAGAUUCUAUGGAGAAGAAGAUGAUGAGAACGUCUUCCUUCACCUACUCCACUGUUUCGAUACGCGCCUCGCUGGAGAAGUUCGAAUGCAGUUCUUGGGCAUCAACCACGGCCCUAACGCAAGAUCACGGUCGUAUGUAUUUCGAUUUCCCCGUGGAGAUGAUGAAGUGCAACAGCCGUGGAAACGGAGGUAGAGAUGUGCAAGAACCGGUGACUUCUGGUUUCUUGUUCGAUAGAGAGACAGAGACUAUGGCUCUUAGAAGUGUUUUGAAGACGAGGAGUUCACGGUCGUCGGGAAGAGAUCACCAAAGAUCGACUGAGACUUCCCCACUACGCCGUGUGAGAUUUUCAGAUUCUUCUUCGGCGUCGGUCUCGUGCCCUACUUCGCCGCGAUCUUGUAUCACCCCUCGAUUGCGUAAGGCUAGGGAUGAUUUUAAUACCUUCUUGUCUGCUCAAAACGCUUGAGAAACGAAAAACCGACACCAAGAAUUUUUUUUUUUAAUAUGAAAAUAUGUUACCUGUAUAUCAUAUAUGUAUGUACGUAAUGUAUCUACGGAUGCUGUGUAAAUAUCUAUCACGAGAGAUUGAGAGAGAGAUUAUUUCAUCUUUGAGAAACCAAAAUAGAUGAAGAGUUUUAUGAUAAUCAAAAAGUUUCAUGUUUGUUCAGUCAAAAAAAAUUUCCAUGUUUGCUUCAAGCUCUGUUUCAGACAUUUUUUUGGUCAACGUUUUAAACAUUCUUUGACUGAUCAAAUUUGUAUAAGUUAAACUUUAUACAAACUAGGUAAAGAAGCCAUGCUGUAACUCAUUUUCUAACAAAAAUAUGGAGACAUUUGCUAAAACCAACCCAAAUAUUCAAUUCAAACCUAAAAGUGUACCCUACUUUUAGUCAAAUGCAAAACUAACCUAAAGAGAUAGUGAAGGUACUUUUUAACUCUUAUGACCAAACAAAAAACCAAAAAUGUAUUUUACGUUUCUAUCCUUUGAAAGUCUACAAGUAAUAAAAGAAGUCUACAUAUAUAUAGACUUCAUACGAAGUCUACCUUAUAGACUUGUUUUGUAGUCUACACUCUAAUUUGAUCUAAUAAUUUAAUUUUGAAAAUGUAUAAAAAUAAUUAUUGUGAUAUUUUUAACUAAUCAUCAAUAUAAUGGAUAAUAUGAAGUAAAUAAAUUAAAAUUUCAUAUAAUCGAACAAUUUUGAAGAAUAUAUACUAAUUUGGUUAUCAUGUGUUAGACAAUGUUCAUAGUUUAGAAACAAAAGGUUCUAACAUGUUAU